AUGGUGGGUGUGAUUCAGACGGACGAUUCUAUGCGGUUUUGCGAUAGUGGUGUUACGUCUUCUAUGUCACGUACACACUUGUUUAUCCUCGUAAGAAAAGCAGGAUACCUUUAUGUUCGCAAGCCCAUAGUUCCCGAAUUCGGCGGUCCUUUCGCUUUCAGCGGCGCGUGCGCAGCGACAAGGUCGCGGGCCGUUCAACUCGGAUGCGACGCGAGUUGCGACACCGAAAUAUGUAAUUGUAGAGGAGUCGAGGCGUUUGCCAGCGGCCGCUCGAAGUGGGUCGUGUUGCGCAAGCCCACCGCGCGACAGAUGGCGCGACUGUCUUCCUUGUACGGCCACAGAUUAAACAAAGACAAUAUCGCAACACACGAAUGA
Messenger RNA from Pieris macdunnoughi, 375 nucleotides. The record is from the annotation of a GenBank genome assembly. Lineage: Eukaryota; Metazoa; Arthropoda; Insecta; Lepidoptera; Pieridae.